This is a messenger RNA of Quercus robur (English oak), 957 nucleotides long. RefSeq lists its product as uncharacterized. The coding region runs from base 1 to 957 and encodes 318 amino acids. The transcript has a single exon. Lineage: Eukaryota; Viridiplantae; Streptophyta; Magnoliopsida; Fagales; Fagaceae. The record is from RefSeq and is a predicted model, not a curated record.
AUGCAGGAAUCAGAAGCGCAAAUUGAAGGAGUGAAUGUGGCAUUCAAAGAACCGGUGCAUAAAAGUCUAGAUCGGAUUAAGAACGAGUCGUUCUUCAGGUGGCCGAACAAGAUGGGGGGCGACCCAUCUCGGAGGAAUCAAAACUUGUACUGCACAUACCACAUAGACAAAAGGCACACCACCGAGCAAUGUCGAGUAUUAAAAGAUAAUCUGGGGCAACUAGUAAAGGCAAGGUAUUUGAAAGAGUUCGUAGUGGAUUCCGGUAACCGAGAUGCCGGCCAGGGUGCUCUGCAGAAAGGGAAUCCCCUCCCACCACCGUUGGGAGUGAUCGAGGUUAUCCACGCUGCCCCGAGGAGUGCGGCCACAGUUAGAAGAGUAUUGACAGUGGCCUGCGCGGAGGGACAAUCACCCGAGAAAAGGAUGAAAGUUGGUCGGCUGACAAUCUCUUUUGACGAGGAAGAUUUAGAGGUGACGAUCCAACCUCAUGAUGAUGCAUUGGUAGUAACAGCACGGAUAAACGGCUUCUUGGUGAAAGGAGUGAUGAUAGACCAGGGAAGCGGAGCUGAUGUAAUGUACCCAGAUUUGUUCGAGGGGCUCGAAUUAAAGAAUCAGGACUUGGUGAAAUAUGAUACGCCGUUGGUCUCGUUUGACGAAAAAUUGGUGAUUCCCAAAGGUCAAAUUUUUCUCUCGGUGAAUAUGGAAGGUAAGGAAGUAAUGGUGACCUUCAUAGUAGUCAGGUCGUUCUCGCCGUACACUGCAAUCCUAAGAAGGUCGUGGAUUCACGCAAUGAAGGCUAUUCCGUCCACCCUGCACGUGAAAGUUAAAUUUCCCACCGAGUAUGGAGUUGUCGUGGUACGGGGAAACCAGCGAGUGGCUAGGCAGUGUCUGGUCACCGCGGUCAGGUGGAAGGGCGAACAAGUUGGACAAACAGAAUCCACCGAAAUAGCAACUUUAUAG